AUGUCACAGUAUCAACGGGUUGUCAUCGAUGAUACUUCAAGUGAUGAUGAUGAUGAUGCUGAUGAUGAUUAUGACGAUGAUGCUGAUAAUGAUAUUGACAGGACACAAGAUGAUAUCAGCGAAGAUGACGAAAGUAGUGAUACCAAUAUCCAAAAUGUAAGCCGUCUGUUGGAAACGUUGAGCUUCACGAAACGAAACACUUAUGGACAUCGCAUUGAUCGUACGGAUGAUGAAAUAACGAGCAUCAGUGAGAAUACUUACCUGGAAGAUAGUUUCCUUGUUAAGGAUGACAUUUCUUUUGAAGAGUAUUUAUCAAAUACAUCAAGCGAUGAGGAAUCUUUCAAAAAGAAAAGGAGUAUCUACAAUCGACAAAAUCGGAAAAUUGUACGAAAGGAAGCUGACAAGGAAAUUGCGAAAUCUUCGUCAUUAUUUAGAAGCAGUCUCUCGGAUGUAAGCAUUAAUAACGAAAAAGUGUCUACAUUGUUUGAGCUAUAUCCUGAAUUAGAGAAGAAUGUAAAUCUUGAGGGAAAUCCGUUAAACAAUGACCGUGUCGAAAUACACAGUGAAUGUGUCGAAUCCGAUGAGAGUAGUGAUGAGAAGUUUGAAAAAUACCUGGACGAAGUCAAAACUCAAUCAUCUGUAACGAAAACGCAUGAGUCACGUGAUUUAGAUGGGUUUAUCAUGACUGAUAACGAACCUGUUAUUGAAUGUAGCUCAGAAUGCGAUUCUAAUUCAAGCGAUAGAUCCAAUGAUGUACAAUUGAUUGGUAAAGUAAUGAAACAUAUUGGGGAUGAAAAAAUUCGGCAUCAUAACACUUCAAGAAAUAUUAGCAAUGAACAUGCAAUGCAUUGGCAUCACCCGACAAUGGAAAGCGAUGUUUUAGGAAAAAUAAAGCAGGAGAAAGAUGCCAAUUUACUUUUGGAAUCACAAAAUGCAUCAAACAUCCAUGGAAAGGAUGAUGACGAAAUUUUCCUUUUGGCGCUUUCACAAAAUGGACCAGUACACCGAGUUGCUCAGAAGUAUACCGCAGUUAAAUUUGCGCGAAUUCGAGAAGAACUAACGGCGAAGUUGUUCGAUGUGUACAGAAGACGUUGUUUCGAAAAUAAGUUGGAUGCAAAUAUGGUGCUGGAAUGGAAUGCACGGUUACGACUGACGGCUGGUCGUUGUCGUUGCAAACCAAAUGGCACAGCAGAUAUAGAGCUUUCCAUUAAAGUAUGUGAUACUCCAGAGCGGCUGCGUGAUACAUUAUUACAUGAAAUGUGCCAUGCUGCGGUUUGGGUCAUCGAUCAUAUCCAUAAAGGUGGACACGGACCGGCAUGGAAAUACUGGGUAUAUCAAUGUCAAAAAGUCUUCCCGUCUUUACCGCUUGUUGAACGAUGUCAUAAUUACAUAAUUGAUGCCAAAUAUUUGUAUAUUUGUGAUCGUUGUGGACAAACAAUUAAACGACAUUCGAAAUCGCUUGACACUGACCGUAAAAUUUGCGGUAUUUGUCAGGGACAUUUUAUCCUAAGAUCACGUGAUGGGAAAGAAUUCUCAACAAGGCCAGCCAAUACAUUUGCACAGUUUGUGAAGGAAAACUAUAGAACAGAACGAAAACCUGGUAUCAAGCCAGCAGAAAUCAUGAAAAUUUUAUCGCUACGUUUCAAAGAGGCAAUCUUUUGUUUAAGGAAAACAGGACAAAAUAUGUACCGCCUAUAUACAGUCCCACAUAGGAAAGAUAUAGAACUUCGGAAGUUGAAAUUGUCAUUUCUGUUGUCAAUGAGAGACUCAGUUGUAAAAUAUCAGUAA
This is a messenger RNA of Loa loa (African eye worm), 1788 nucleotides long. RefSeq lists its product as hypothetical. The record is from RefSeq and is a predicted model, not a curated record. The transcript is spliced from 13 exons. Lineage: Eukaryota; Metazoa; Nematoda; Chromadorea; Rhabditida; Onchocercidae. Gene Ontology annotation, cellular component: nucleus. The coding region runs from base 1 to 1788 and encodes 595 amino acids.